AUGUAUGAAGGAGCAAAAGUCCCUGAUAUUUGGCAAGCACCUGACCUAUUAUGCGUCUUAGUUCGGUCCGCAAAUGCUUUGGCAAACGACGUGCUGACAUGGACCACUUCAAUCUCCCGAUCUCGUGUAUCAACUGUUGAUGGCUUGGGGUUCAGCGAAAAUGUUGAUGUGGAGGCGAUGAAUAGUUUAGAGAGUCUCCUGCGUACAGUACAACAAUUGAAGCUACAGAGACUCCGGGCUGAAGACCUCGAAGAGAUCCGAUUCGUUGCGGCUGGAGAGACCUUUGCUGUCUCCGAAUGCAAGUAUGAAGGGACUGUCGUCGCCAUCAAACGGAUCCGACUUAAUGAAGAUGGCCGGGGAGGCUCGGAUCGCCAAUACUUCCAGCGGCGUCUACAAUCGGUCCUGCGCGAAGUUCUGAUUAUGUGCCAUCCACCCUUGAGCUACCAUCCCAAUAUCAUUGACCUCCUAGGAUACGGCUGGAAUCUAGAAGGACAGCGGACUUCGCCCUUCAUUUCGGUUGAGUUUGGCUCCAAAGGAACCCUCAGAGCGUACAUGAAAGAUGGGACUCAGCCACUGCGGAACAAAUUGAUUCUCAUGGGCGAUGUGGGCGCCGGAUUAAUGGCACUACAUAAGUGCGGGAUUAUACAUGGCGAUCUGAAGAUGGAUAACGUUGUGGUAUUCGCGUCCUUGGAUCGGCCUAGCGGGUCGAUUGCAAAAGUGUCGGAUUUUGGACAUUCUAUCAUUGUCAGCUCGGCCUCAGAGAAACGGAUCCAAUACUUUGGUACUUCCCUAUAUAAUGCCCCCGAGGUAUCGGAACAGAAAAACCAACCGAUUCCCGUGGAACAGCUCCACAAAUGUGAUAUCUGGGCUUUUGGUCUAUGCGCAUGGGAGAUCCUGUCUAACGGCCAGAUCUAUUUCCAGCGGAGCUGGCGCUAUAACCCUCUUUUUGAACGCUCUUCAUCCCAAUCGACGCCAUUGACCUCUCCCGGGGGUUCGGAUGCCCCCGAAGAACUCUCAAUCGAGGAAGACGACCAAAAUGUGUUUGGCCGAUUUGAUAUUUCCAAUUUGAAAAAUCUGGCAGUCGAAUUUAUCAAUAACAUGAAAAUUCCCGGCAGUAUUGGCUUUGAAAAGGGGUUUUUGCGGCCCUUAUUGGAUCGGACUCUGCAGAUGGACCCUGCCAAAAGAAUAUCGGAUCUGAGCCGACUCCCGAUCAUUGUGUCCUGGCAUAAGACUCCUGGAGGGCAUUCGCUUCAGUCAAAAUUAGCAACGUAUGCAAUUUCUGGAGACAUCCGAUACUCCAUUUUUAGUCGGGAUGCGGGGCCAUACAUUAUUUGGGACCAACAGCAACAGCUCUUGCUGGAUUUCGAGGCAGUGGCUCAAAAGUCCCAAGGCCAAAAGAGAGACUCCUCAAUUGUUUUUCAGACAAUGCUUUGCUAUGUGAAUAUCUUUGGAACAUCCAAGGACUUAGCAAAGGCAGCCCAUUUCCUCCAUAUGGCUGAAGAAGCGGGCCAUUUGAUCGCUCGUAUAAUGGGACCCCGCAUGCUUGAUGGGUUUGAACAAAAUUCUAUCAACGUUCAAAGGGAAUAUCACGAAUGUCUUGCCCUUGGAUUCAGUAUUCUUCGAUCUCCCGACCUAGUGUCCCCUAUGGUCGUGACUCAUGGCGAGUCCACCACUAAUUUUACCAAUUACGCCCAUUUCCGAGAGAUGUACGUGAAUGGAGAAGUUAUCAUGAAUUGGCAAAAGGAGACGAUACAAGAAGCCCUUGUCACUUUGGCCAACCCGAAAGCAUCUCCAAAACCGCAGAGUCUGUUGGAAAUUGCCGUUCAAUAUGAUAAUCUAGAACUUAUGGAGAAGUUGAUUCCAUUUUUCGCAGACAGGUUAGAUGAACUGAACGCGGUAGGAGAGAGUCUUCUUGUGCAGGCAGCUUCGCGAGGCCAUGGAGAAAUCGUCAUUAGCCUAUUGAAAGCAAAUGCGAAGGUGGCGCCCAAGACUUCGGCAUCGCUUCUCCACUGGCUCUUUUGUCUGGACGAGUCCACUCUUGCAGAGAUACAGGAUUUGCUACAGCAUCCGUCCCGCAGAUCCGAUCUCGAGCUGAGUGUGGACCAUGCAAUGACGGAGAAAAUUGUACUUCAUCCUCAAUGGCCUUUCCAGGUCGAUGGCACGCCUCUUGCGGUGGCCAUCGCCGCAGGAAGCAUUGCCGCCGUCAAACUGCUGCUGGAACUCAAGGCCGAUCCUCUGGCCCCUACUUUUGUGGCUCCUGAGGGUGACUCGGCGCCAAUCCUGACUCCGAUCCACCUUGCGGUACGCUAUCAUUCGCCAGAAAUACUAGUGAUUCUUUGGAAAGCGGCAUUUGGCGAAGAUAAAACUACUGGAAUCUGGGGACGCCCCGUUGCGGCCUUGGGCUCGUUCCCCAUCGCAUGCACUUUGAGUCUGUUGACGAAUGCCGAGAGGCUGGCUAUCCAUGGAAAUGAACACAAAGAUAGACUUCGCAGCACGAUCCAGCUCUUGUCCUUGGCCACACUGCUCCAAACCUCGCCGGAAGGCAGAAAUGCAAUCACCCAGGCAAUUGACCUCGAAGAUGUCGAUUGCGUCGAAUUGCUGCUCGCACGGUGCCCGCAGCUCGCGGGCAGACAAAUCGGCCAAACCAACAACAAAGCAAUGUUUACCUACCCCUUCCAUUUCGCGGUCUUGGUCGGUUCCAACCGUGAUACAGCGGAGUCUGAGCAAAUCCUAGAAACAAUCCUGAAGCUUGACCCUUCUGCGUUCGACCGACCAGACAGCAUCUCCACCAAACCAUUGCAUAUCGCCGCGAUGGGCUCUUCGGACCGAAUCACUAAGUUCCUCCUGAACCGUGGGGCUUCAUGCAACGAUCUCGCUGACAGAGGGCAGAAUCCUUUGCAUUUCUGUCGCGUGUCAGCAAAUGUCAAGACGCUCCUGCUCAAUGGCGCGGACCUCGACCAGCGAAACCUUCAGGGAUUCACCGCAGUCCACGUCGCCGUAACGCGAGGUGCCACGGAUGUUCUGAAGUGUUUGAUUGAGGCAAAGGCGGAUCUAAGCUUCGGCGACAAUGCAAUCGGAACACCGCUUCACUGUGCAAUGCAGCGCAAGUCGCGUCCGAUGGCCGAGAUGCUUGUCGCCGCCGGAGUCGAUGUCAAUGCUCGAAACGGACGUGGCAGGACUCCCCUCCAUCUCGCUAUGGAUGCUGGACGAUCCGAUCUCGCCUCGUUCCUGUUAGAACACGGAGCAGACCCCUUCAUCGAGGACAAGCAUGGCGCGUCCGCUUUCCGGAUGUCUCUAGCGUGGGAAAAUGCCAGCGUUUUCCAGAAAUUCCAACAACACCCUUCGUCCCGCACGAUGUCCAUGUCGAGCCAUAUCGCAGCUCUACAUUUCGCAGCGGGACAAGGUGAGCCCAUCGUGCUGGCCCAGUAUCUAAGCACACUGUCUCAAGCAAUCCUCAACGUGCAACGUCGCUAUGCCACGACCAUCCACGCCGCCGCCGCGACUUGCCGAGUCGAUCUUCUCGAAGUGCUGGUGGCCUAUCGUUUUGACCCCCGAAUCGCAGAUCACUAUGGCAACACAGCGCUUCUCGUCGCCGCCCAGGCAGGGCGUUCGAAGACAGAAUUCUACGCAUAUUACCGCACCUAUAUGUGCGAGAAGCUCCUCCAGAGCGGAGCCGACCUGCUCGCCAAGAAUUACAAGAACCAGACGCCAUUCCAGAUCGCCCGGGCGCACGGCGACUGUCCACUAAUGACGCUCUUCCUGCAACACGUCCUAACCACGAAUGCCAUCGACACGGCCAAGAAACGCGCUCGCAUCGUGGCCACUCUGCGUAACCCGGCCGAUGACGAGAAGAACUGCGAAGAAGCGAGACGGGCCAUCGGCGACGAGCUCAUCGACCCGCAACUAGUAGCGUAUGCCGCGUCGGUGGAAGAAUGGGACUUCGUGAUGACCUGCAUCGGCGGGCACUUUGUGAGCAAGACGGCUCUCAGAACGGCAUUCAAGCAGACGCACUACACAGCGCCAAGCGUGGACAGUAUCGACCUGUUGCGCUACUUCGCCGCGGAUAUGGACCGCGAAAUGGUGCGAUACAUCCACGCCGGCCGGCCGGGGAACUCACCGGAGGGUGGGCACGGCGCGCGCAGCGUUGGCCGGCGGAACCUGGACAUCGAGUUCGUCGAGGCGCGGAGGAGCCUGAAUGAGAUGUUGUGGCCGGAGAUAAUAGAGUCGAAGCGGAGUGAAGCGCAAAGGAAGAAAUGGCAAGAGGAUCCUGACUAUAAAUAUACGGAGAGUGCAUUGCGCAACAUCUGGACAGGCGUUCGAGAGGCACAGGACACGUUAGUGAGAGCGGCGUCCUCCGCGGUGAACAUGGCUUCUCGGAUGGCCGAAGAAGAAGAUAUUGCGGAUUUCCUUGCCUAUUUCGCUUCUCGGGUGCAGCCAAUCAAGUCCGUGGUAGAGAGGGCUUAUCGGCUUAAAACGCUGAAGCUCCACUGCGGAGAGCAGAGAGAUAUGAGUUCAGAGGUGGAGAGGCAGAAGUUAUGGCUGAAUUUGUUUAUUCGGGCUGGCCAUGUAGAGGGAGUACAUGGUUUGUUAUCAGAGGCGUUCUCGUAUAUAAACGGGAAUUUGGAGGCAAUGGGAUAUUAUGGCGAGAAGAAAGUGGGUGACAAGGAAGAGAAUGGUGAGGAUGGCAAAGCGAAGAAAGAUGAUGAGAUAGAGACGGAUCAGCAGAAUGAGGUCAAGAACGCCAGGAAAGCCGGUCUGAAACCACAAGAUAUUUCCUGGCUGUACAGCCUACCAGAGAAUAUAAAACAUCUGGAGAAACUGGGAGUCCAGUCUCAGAUAGCAUUGAGCAGCUGGGUCGAAGAGCCGGAGAGAAUUGACGAGUGA
Molecule: messenger RNA, 4884 nt
Organism: Penicillium macrosclerotiorum
Lineage: Eukaryota; Fungi; Ascomycota; Eurotiomycetes; Eurotiales; Aspergillaceae
Product: ankyrin repeat and protein kinase domain-containing protein
Exons: 2
Coding region: 1-4884 (1627 amino acids)
Biological process (GO): protein phosphorylation
Molecular function (GO): protein kinase activity; protein binding; ATP binding
Source: RefSeq, a predicted model, not a curated record